Molecule: messenger RNA, 4342 nt
Organism: Sardina pilchardus (European sardine)
Lineage: Eukaryota; Metazoa; Chordata; Actinopteri; Clupeiformes; Clupeidae
Gene: sh3gl1b
Product: SH3-domain GRB2-like 1b
Exons: 10
Coding region: 182-1297 (371 amino acids)
Biological process (GO): synaptic vesicle uncoating
Cellular component (GO): glutamatergic synapse; presynapse; cytoplasm
Molecular function (GO): protein binding
Source: RefSeq, a predicted model, not a curated record
UACUAGGUCGAAGCCUUGGUAGAAAAGCGUUAACUAGCUACUAUCAGACGCCGUGUAAUGUCUUGCUGGGGAAGCUGUGGACAGCAGUGGCGCAGGAGCUGAAAUCUAUGAGAAAUUUAAUAACCAUUUAAUAUUUAAUUGAUUUUAUUUUAACACCUAAAGUCGUUUGGACGGUCUGAAGAUGUCUGUCGCGGGCUUCAAGAAACAGUUUUAUAAAGCGAGCCAGAUGGUGAGUGAGAAGGUUGGUGGCGCCGAGGGAACCAAGCUGGACGAAGAGUUCAAAGACUUGGAACGGAAAGCAGAUGUGACCAGCAAAGCGGUGGUGGAGGUGAUCUCCAAAACCUCAGAGUACCUGCAGCCCAACCCAGCGUCCCGGGCCAAGUUGUCCAUGCUGAACACCAUGUCAAAGAUCCGUGGGCAGGUGAAAAGCCCCGGCUACCCCCAGGCAGAGGGCUUGCUGGGGGAGUGCAUGGUCAAGUAUGGACGCGACCUCGGAGAUGAAACCAAUUUUGGUGGUGCUCUUGUAGACGCUGGGGAGACUAUGAAGAGGCUCGCUGAGGUCAAGGACUCCCUUGAUAUCGAUGUCAAGCAGAACUUCAUUGAUCCCCUGCAAGGCUUGUACGACAAAGACAUUAGAGAAAUACAGCAUCAUCUGAAGAAGCUGGAGGGCCGUCGCCUGGACUACGACUACAAGAAGAAGCGGCAGGGCAAGAUCCCGGACGAGGAGGUGAAGCAGGCGCUGGAGAAGUUCCACGAGUCCAAGGAGGUGGCCGAGAUCAGCAUGUACAACCUGCUGGAGACCGAUAUCGAGCAGGUGAGCCAACUGUCCUCCCUGGUGGAGUCUCAGCUGCAGUAUCACCGGCAGGCCGUGCAGAUCCUGGACGAACUAUCAGAGAAACUCAAAGAAAGGUGUGUGUCUGUGAUAAACGAGGCACAGAAUCGCCCCCGCAGGGAAUACAUCCCCAAGCCCAAGCCAGUCUUUGACUUCCCGGAACCGGACCAAUCAAAUGGCGGCUUCACACCGUCUGUAGCUCCUCCUCCUUCCCGCAACUCAGACCCCUACCUCCAGUUUGGCCGAGCGUCAACACGGAAACCCAGGCCGCUCUCGGAGCAGGCGUGCUGUAAGGCACUGUACGACUUUGAGCCAGAGAACGAGGGCGAGCUGGGUUUCCACGAGGGCGACAUCAUCAACCUGACCAAUCAGAUCGAUGAGAACUGGUACGAGGGCGUCCUGCGCGGCCAGUCCGGCUUCUUCCCCCUCAACUACGUGGAGGUGGUGGUCCCUCUGACCCACUGAGGCCCUUCUGAAGACAUGGGGAAGAAGGGGGUGAGAGGGAGGGAGAGAGAUGGAGGGGUGGAUGGAGGUCGAGAGAGAUGGGGGGGGGAAGGGAGGAAAGAAGGGGAAAUGAGGAGCCCGUUUGAAGCAGUCUUCAGUCUUCACUCACACUCACCACCAUGGCCGUCAAACGAAGACUGUAACCUGUACUCUGGCACUUUGUCACCGAGACUCUCUCGAGAGGGGGAAACUUCCGGAAGAGGGUGGCUUCUCACAUUCCAUCAAAGACAAGAAAAGAAAAAAAAAGUAAACAAAAGAAGAAGAAAAAAAAAACUUAACACAUCUGAGAAAACAAGGACAGUGACUGAUGGACUGACUUCAAGUGAAAAUGGACCUAAACCUGACAUCACACCCAUACGUGCAUACAUAACAGACACACCUCCACAAACACACUCAUACACAUUUUAACCUAACUUUAGCAUUUUUUUCAUUGUCUUUUUCUGUACUAUUGAGGUAUCCCAAAAUGAGAAACCAGCCAAGUCCGGGUAGAUUUAAAUAAGUCUAUGGUAGGGGGACAUGCUGUGAGAUAGCCUAGUCAGUUAGCCUUACGAAUAUCCGCAGCCAGCCAGGCCUCAGUACAGCAGGCUGUGAAGUCUCUCCCCCAUAAGGAACCCUGGAGUAAACUCAAUGUCCCUGUAACUAUUUUAACAUUCGGUUGUGGUCAGGACUUGUCGGGUUUAUGAGGCAGGAAUGUGGCUCUUGGUUGGGAAGGCCCGUCUGCGUUGGGCUGGUGUGGUGUGUCUCGGGGAGCUGUCGCAUAGCCUCCUCUGGGACGUGCUGGCACUCGGACAACGCUGGUGCCGAAAUGGGGGCACUCUCCUCCUCUAGACAUAGAAACAGGUCUGCCUGCAGUCCGCAGUGCCCACUGGAGCUGACCUGCACAUGCUCCUCCUGCUCCCCCUGCUGGCCAGACUGAGCCACUGAUCCUCGUCCACUACAGGUAACUGAAAAAAUGUCCAGUGCGAGUUAGUCGGUUAGCGUGCUAAUAUGAACGAUCGCUUAUCUGUCAGAACUGGAGUGCUAAUCAUGUCUGAGCCAUGGGGAGAACACCCAGGUUAGGUCCUGCCUGUAGAUACCCUUUUGCUUGAAAAUGGGUCCUAAAAUAGCAUUUCACUUUUUUGGCUUUGCACCAGCUGUUCAGUUUUGCACCUUGGAUAUCAUGUGAACUUGGUUGUAGAAGGCACUUCCAACGUGUGAGAGAGUAAACUUUUGAUGGCUCAGUGACUAGAGAAGAUUGUGCUCUACAAUGUUAUCACACUACAGUCGACAGAAACUAGAACACUAAGAUUACACAUUAGUGGGGGAGAAGGGGUCAGGCACUUUUAUUUAGUUUGUUUUUGGAAAUCUUGAAACAUCCUGUCUCCCCCAUAAUGUUUGACACUUGUGUCCAUUAAUUGGUCUAUUUUUGUACCCACCUCGUUGAGGAAACACAGCCAAAAAAAAAAGAGAAAGAAAGAUGAAAUGAAUCUGUAAUAAUGAAAUCACAUGACCUGUUUGCCUUUUGACCGUUAGCUGCCUGUGUGUCGAGUGCCUCUCGUUAUUCAGUCGGUUGGUCCGUCUGGACUGUUGCGCUUAAUUUAUCUGUUGCUCUGAAGUGCUCCUGCACCUGAUGCUGCUGGCAGUGUCUCCGCGUCUCUUCCUCCUCCCCAGCAGCCGGGGGGGAGGCCAGGAUCUGCGUGUCUCUGUGUCUCACUCACAUACACACUCACACACCCCUCCCUCAUAUUUCAAACACUUAUUGAAUACGUUGACACUUAACUUGUCAUUUUUCUAACCCAUAGUAAUCUGUCAAAGCGUUUGCCAACGAGUUGACCCGGAUUGUGUCAUGCGAAAGAAAGAUGUUUUGUGGUCUUGUGCAGUAAUAGAGAAGCGAGACUUGUAUGCCUUGUUUGCUUUGUCUGUCUGUGCUUUUUUUGCUUGUUUGAGAGUCUUAAGUAGAGAGCCAUUUAGCUAGUCACCCCCGUCUAAAGCUAUACUAGCUAGUCACCCCUGUCUAAAGUUAAUACUCGGGGGAGCUCACUGUAAGAGGCCCUAUGGUUGCUACUGGAGAAAAAUGUGUGGCCUUGAUGCGAGGCGUAUGAACCACAUAUAAACACCUUCCGGCUCCUCCAGCGUAUCAUGACUUUAAACCCACAUGAUAUUGCAUCCAGCCGACACCCCAUACACACACACAUAUACACACACACACACACACACACACACACACACACACAGCUCCUCUCUGCACCGUCCACUUCACUCGUUCCCCUCACACUCUGUGCAGUUUAUUUUUUUUGUCUGAUGUUGUUUUCCUGUCCUCGUGUGUGAUUGCAUCUUUUCAGUGGUUUGUAUAUCUUGUGUACUGGUGCAGACUGGAUCUGAACAGUCAAACAGUGUUUUUGAAAAGCAUUGGAGGGACGGAGAUAAAGAAUCGAGAGAAACCUUGAAAAAGAGGAAGUGUUUGUUGCGAAGGGUGCAGUAGUGCCUUUUUAAUUUAAGGAGGGAAACGUCUAAUACACCAAACAAAGUUAAUAAUGCUCCUCGCAUUGAAAAUGACUUUUUUGUUUUUGUGUUUGUUCAUUUGUGUCAUUUCAUUUACAAAGGGCUCCGUUCGUUUUGAGUUGAGGCUUUUGCUGUGUACAGAUUGUAGUGCAUGUGUACACUUGUCUCCUUCAACACUACAGUUUUUUAAAAGGGUUAUUUCUGUCUAAUCCCAUCAGAGUACCAGACAUGUCAUGAACUUCAAAAGAAAAAAAAAUCUGGUACUCCUUAGUAUUAUUAUUUUAUACAAAUACAUAAAUAUAUAAAUAUAUACAUCUCUGUAAAAUGUCCUGUUUUUAAAUUAAUCGUUUGCAUGUGGGUCUAUACCUAAGCUUGUUAUGUUAUAGUUUUAAGUGUCUUUGUAUGUCCUGAUGAAUUUAACUGUAGUAGCCUAAAUAUUCUCCGGUAUUUGUACUUGUCAUGGCCUUUUCUCCAUCUUUACAUAAAUAAAUGUAUAAAAAAAAAUAUCAACCAGUGUGGACUGAA